Messenger RNA from Entamoeba invadens IP1, 1359 nucleotides. RefSeq lists its product as hypothetical. Bases 1 to 1359 code for a protein of 452 amino acids. Lineage: Eukaryota; Evosea; Mastigamoebida; Endamoebidae. The transcript has a single exon. The record is from RefSeq and is a predicted model, not a curated record.
AUGGAGGUGGAACAGCCGAUGGAUAUGAAUGACAAGAUGAUGUUAGAAGAUCAAGAAACAGUUGAAGAGCGGAACGAGCUGAUGCCUGAUCCACGUCGAAUAGAUCCAUUUCCACGUGAACCUCCCCUUCCGCAACUUGAUCGACACCCCUUACAACCGACACUUCAAGGUCCGAUGCCCGGGAAUAUUUCCGCGCAAUUACUUCCGAGUCAAAUACCGAAUCCUCUUGUACAAGCGUUAGGGAAUCCCCUUCAAAGUAGUUCCAGUGGAGUUCAAAGCCUUAGUAUAGAUAAGAAAGGGAAGAAGAAUGCCAAAGAGAAGAAAGAGGAGGUUGAAGAUAAGCAGCGGAAGCGCAAAGCAGUCGAUUGGUUAUCCGAUCGAUUAGUCGAGAAGAUAGAUAGAGAUCAUUACAUGUGUAUAGUCUGUUUCAAGCGGAUGAGUCGAGGAUACGCGUGCAGUCAUUGUCUGGAAGAUCAUCAAGACAUCAACUCGACAAUUAAAAGUGUAUUGGUGUCAGCGUAUCAGAACGGGCAACGCAUUCGCGACGAACUUGAAGUGAUGCAAGAGGAAGAAACAGAUAAAGAUAAGAAGAAACAAGGCGAGAAAGAGAAAGAAGAAGGCGUUGAAUACGACAAACCAUUUGAGAAACCAUUUGAUAAAAGUUUUGAUAAAAUGUACGAAAAACAAUUUGAAAAACAAUUUGAGAAGGAAGACGACAAACUUAGAAUGAAUACUACAGAAGUUAGAAAUGUUAAAACUCGAAGAAAACAACUCCGCGUCACAGAGGAUUUGAAACGAAAAUUGGAAUUGAUGUCUUACGAGAACAAAACUCAAUUGGAAAAGAAACCAAAGAAAGUCGCGGAGAAGAAACGAUCGACGGAAGGGAAAAGAGUUACUAUGGAAAUAUCAAAAAUUAUGGCAACUAAUGGAAUUCCUUUUGCGAAGAGCGAAGCAGUCUGGAAAAUCGUUAAUGAAGUGAUGGACUGUAUCGGGGAACUCGGACCCCAAGUCAUCGAGAAAAUUCGAUUCAGCGCAAGAACGUUGAAGAGAAGAUAUGACGAACAACUGUCUCAAAACACUGGACAACACCAAAAAACUCAACAUCAACCACAAACCCAAAAUCAACCCCCUAUGCAAAGUUUGGCUUCACACCAAAAUCCAAUGAUCCAAAACCAACAACAAAGACAACAACAAGUCCAACCACCACCUCCACAAUACCAAGUACUCGGACAUAGACAAAACGGUAUUCCUAUGGGCCUCCGUUCAAUCAUCACAGACCCACAACAACACCACCAACAAAGAACUGAAACCCUUGUACCUCCACCCCCAUCACAAUCUAAUAUGGGAAUGUGUUUUUAA